GAUGGGCCACCACACCGGUAAUGCUCAAUAAAAAAUGAGUUGGUUAUCCAAAAAGACAAAAAAACACAGCGACAACAGACUUCUACAGUAUUCUAUGACCAAUGACCAUUGUUAAUUACAGAUGUAUACUAUCAUGUGGCACCAGACAUGUGCAUAAAUGCAUAGUAUGAGAAUUUAUCUAUAUAGUAAUAGACAAUAGUAUAAUUUAUUGAAAAAUGUAAACUAAAAAUAAACAUGAUUCCCGUGUUCCGUCAUAACGAUGCAGUACACAGAUACUAUUAAUAAUUUCAUUAUCAAUUUACCACUGUCCCUCUCCCUCACCAUCACUCCCUCAUUCUAUUAAUACUUUAUUACAUUCGAUUUGUCAUUAUCACGUUUGCUGUUGAUUGUUGUUGAUGCAUACUCGUCUAGUCUUCACUAGUCGGCAGUCGCGUAUAAUAUCACGCAUUUAUGCAACAUUGUUUUGUAGUUUUGUUGUCUUAACCAUACGUUUAACAGUUUUAACAGUGCAAUUUUAAUUAUUUUGAAUCAUUUUAAACUUGAAUAAUAUUAGUUGUUAAAAAUAUAAUUCAAAUGAAUUCAAAUAAACGUAAAGGUGGUGCAGAGAAAAUCCGAGAGAAAAAAAUGAAACUUUUGGCAUCAGUAGGAGAAAAAUGUACCAAAAUGUAUGAUUUUUUCAAAGUAAAAAAUGAUACACACAACUCAUCAAAUAAGGAGCUUACAGAAUCUACUGGAUCAAGUACUGAAGUCACUGAACAUAGUAUAAAAACUGAUCAGGCUACUGUAGAAAAUGACAAUUUAUCAUUAACAAAUUCUUUUGUGAAACAAUUAGAAACAGAAUCUACAGUUGGAGAGAUAUUUAUACAUACUGGUGCUGAAGUCGCUAAACAUAGUAUAAAAACUGAUCAGGCUACUGUAGAAAAUGACAAUUUAUCAUUAACAAAUUCUUUUGUGAAACAAUUAGAAGCAGAAUCUACAGGUGAAACUUCUAACAUAAACGAUCCAAUUCAUUGUCUACCUACCAACAGACUUGAACUGAAAGAAAGAAUACUCAAAGGGCCUUAUCGUCCAGUUUUGUCAUUAUUCCCAAGAACUAAACAAGGACAAUAUUUCCGGUCAUUUCAAGAAGGUUGGUAUAAAGAAUUCAAAUGGCUUGAAUAUAGUAUUGUAGCUGACACAGUAUUUUGUUUUCCUUGUCGUUGUUUUUCUGGUAAUGAGGGAAACUCAAGUCAAUUAGAAUAUGUUUUUUCUAAAAUUGGUUUUAAAAAUUGGUAUAGAGCUAUAGAUAGGUUUAAAAAACAUCAACAAUCAAAAGCUCAUAUUAACAGCGCUAAAUCAUUAUCUGAAUUUUUAAAUUCUAAAUCUAUUGAUGAAAUAAUAGAUUCUAACAUGAAAUUAGUUGUGCAAAAACGUGAGAUUGAACAGUCUAAUAAUCGUAAAAUUAUGGAACGAUUAAUAAAUAUUACAAUAUGUCUUGCUAAAGGAGGACGACCAUUUCGUGGCCAUAACGAAAAAAAUGAUGGUCACCAGCAAGGUCUCUUCAGAGAAUUAGUCAACUUAUUAGUUAAAUAUGAUAAUGUUUUGAAAAACCAUGUAAAUUUUGGACCUAAAAAUGCUCAAUAUAUUAGCAACAGAAUUCAAAAUGACAUAAUAUUUUCAAUACAUAAAGUUUUAUUGAAAAAAAUUCAGAGUAAUUUACAAAAUUCUUAUGUUUCAAUUAUUGCUGACGAAACAAGUGACAUUGGACAUGAAGAACAAUUGUCAAUAGUUGUUCGUUAUUUUGAUUCUGCAACUUAUCGGCCAGUUGAAAGUUUUAUAACAUUAAAAAGGAUGAUUUCUGUUACUGCUAAUUCAAUUUUUCAAACUGUAGAUGAUGUUCUAACUAUUGAAUUAGGGUUACAAUGGACUUCAGUACUUUCAGUAUGUUUUGAUGGUGCAUCAACAAUGGCAGGGAAUAUUGGAGGAGUUCAAGCAAAAUGCAAAGAAAAGAAUAGUAAUAUUUUAUAUGUGCAUUGUUAUGCACACUGUUUAAACUUAUCAUUAAUUGAUUCUAUAUGCGCUAGUUCUAAUAGUAAAAGAGAUGUUAAGAAAGAUAGAACUGUAUUUAACUUUCUGGGCACUGUCCAGUUUGUUUACUCGUUUAUUGAAGGUAGUCCAAUGCGACAUGCUGUGUUUGAAAAAAUAUCAAAAGAAAAUGGUGAAUCUGUACAAACGUUAAAAUCAUGUUCAACGACCAGAUGGGCAUGUCGAGCAGAAGCCGUAAGUGCUAUUAAAAAUAAUUAUUUGGUAUUACUUAGAACUUUAAAAGAAAUAAUUUCUAAUUGUUCAGUACCUGAAAUGAGAGCCAAAGGUCAAGGCCUCUUAUAUCAACUAAAAAGUUUUAACUUUAUAUUUUGCUUAAAUAUGAUGCACCCCAUUUUGCAAAUUGUAUUAAAAGUAAGUUCUUUUUUACAAACGCCAAACUUGGAAUUAUUAACUGCAAUUGAAUCUAUAAAAUCUUUAAAAGUGUCUUUAAAUUCAUUAAGAAACUCUCCUAUUGAUUAUCAACUUAUUUUUGAAAAUACAGAAAAAAUGUGCAAAGAAAUAAGAUUAGACACUAGAUUUAAACAAGAUACAUUAGACUUAAUACAUGCUGUUGGAAUGUUGACAAAUUUAAGCACUGAGAUAGAAACUACAAGUUAUGAUUUAUUAUCUAAAUAUUUUGGUAUUUUAACUGAAGAAUUGCGCGCUGAAGUUAAAAUUUUAAGUGCUAUUAAAACUAAAACACCAAAGGGAACAAAUUCUGUUUCAGUGUUUAAUUGGCUUGAUUGGUUAAGUCAGUAUGAUAGAUCUUCCAUUUUCAAGCAAUUUUUUUGUUGUCUUAAGAUGUUUACAAUCAUUCCUGUUACGAGCUGUACUUGUGAGCGUACGUUUUCGAAAUUAACUAUUGUCAAGAACAAGUUAAGGAAUACUAUUGGCCAAGAAAGAUUAAAUGCUUUACUUUUUUUAUUUGUUGAACAAGAACUAACUAAUAGUGUUGAUGUAAAUAGUGUGAUUGAUGAAUUUAAACACUCAUUCCCAAUUAAACGUCGGCUUGUAUUAUAA
Molecule: messenger RNA, 3084 nt
Organism: Myzus persicae (green peach aphid)
Lineage: Eukaryota; Metazoa; Arthropoda; Insecta; Hemiptera; Aphididae
Product: zinc finger MYM-type protein 1-like
Exons: 5
Coding region: 574-3084 (836 amino acids)
Molecular function (GO): protein dimerization activity
Source: RefSeq, a predicted model, not a curated record